Cynocephalus volans (Philippine flying lemur) is the source of this 966-nucleotide messenger RNA. Its product is annotated as SLAM family member 9-like. NCBI's taxonomy places the organism in Eukaryota, Metazoa, Chordata, Mammalia, Dermoptera, Cynocephalidae. Gene Ontology annotation, biological process: T cell activation. Gene Ontology annotation, cellular component: external side of plasma membrane. The record is from RefSeq and is a predicted model, not a curated record.
AUGAAUAUUAUGGACCAUUCUCUACCAUGGUCCUUGCUCCUCCUUGGUCUUUUUAUGGGGCCAGGCACUUCCAGAGAGGACUUGGCUUCCCUAGUGGUAACUGGGACCCUAGGGGGGUCUGUAACUCUAUCCCUGCAGCUGCUGUCUGAACAGCAGGUAGAGAGCAUCUUAUGGACUUCCCUGGUCCCCAUGGCGAUCGCCAAUGUAACCAUGGUAGAAGCUGGAGGGCCAGACACCUUUUACCAGGCGGAAACCCGGUACUGGAGUUGCUUGAGUGUUGUAGGCCCAGGCCACUCCCUGCAGAUCAGCAACCUGAGUUGGGAGGAUGCAGGGCCCUAUCGGGCACACAUUAACCUGAGGAGUUCCUGCAUUACCCCCACCUGGGAGUACCAUCUGCAAGUCUAUAAGCAGCUGGCCUGGCCUCCCAUCACACUGAGAUCCAGCAUGGGUGAGAAUGGACACUGCAUCAUCAUCCUGACAUGUGUGACAGAAAGCAGAGAAGGCACUGUGACCUACAGCUGGACAUCCCUGGGACCACAGACUAUUGUGUCCCAUGGGGGGUCUGUCCUCAGUGUCUCCUUGAGACCAGGGGACAGUACUCUGACCUUUACCUGCAUGGUCAGGAACCCGGUCAGUAACAGCAGCUCCCAUCUGGUCUUGGUGCCACGCUUCUGCACAGAGAGGCUGCAGGAGCCCAAUAUAACUGCCAGCUCCCGGAUCAUGAGGGAUGGGACCUGCUCCGUCAUGCUGGCCUGCUCCCAGGAACAAGCUGGGGAGGAUGUUCAGUAUAACUGGGACUCCCAUGUUCAGGGGGCAGUUGUGUCCCAUGGAGGAACCAGUCUCACUGUGUCCUGGAGAUCUGGGGACAGUGACAGCUACCGCUGCACUGUCAGGAACCCUGUCAGCCAGAACUCCAGCUCCAUCCCAGCCAAACCCCUCUGCUCAGGUAAUGGCUUCCUUCCGUGA